Molecule: messenger RNA, 894 nt
Organism: Brassica oleracea var. oleracea
Lineage: Eukaryota; Viridiplantae; Streptophyta; Magnoliopsida; Brassicales; Brassicaceae
Exons: 3
Coding region: 1-894 (297 amino acids)
Biological process (GO): proteolysis
Molecular function (GO): cysteine-type peptidase activity
Source: RefSeq, a predicted model, not a curated record
AUGGCUCCACUGCAGUGGAAUGAUGAGCAAAUAGAUCGAACCAAAGAAGACUCGCCAGAUGUCGCGUUGGUGUUUUUCCGUGAAGAGGAUUGGGAAAAAGUUAGAAUUUGGUCAACUUCCUCCACACGUCUACGGAUUGGACCUGCCACUUUAGAUUUUGAGAUUGCUAAUCGUCUUAUGGAUAAAUCCGAGUGGGUUGAUAGCUUGGAGAUUGACGCCGCAAUGUACGUAUUCCGGGAGAGAACAUCUUUGAAACGAUGGAGACCUCAUCGUGUCGCCUUCAUGACUGUCGUCUUCAGCAAUAUGAUUAAAAAAGAGUAUGGUCAUUUAGAAGCUCAGGGUAGAAAGAGCUACAUGCUUCAUAAUUUGCUACUGCAGUACGGUAAAGGGGUCCUUCCACCACAUGGCAGGACACAUGAGAUAUGGAAUAUAAAUGUGGAUCGGCUGUAUGUCCAUGUUUAUGUCAGUGGGAAUCAUUGGAUCGCCUUGUGCAUCAGUUUCAUGACGAGGAGCAUUGAUGUGUUCGACUGCUCGGGUAGGAAAAGGUACAAGGAGGUGGAUGGGUUCGCAAACCUUAUUCCGCGUAUUGUCAAGGCAGUUCAGCCUAUGAGACACCAGAAGGAUUUCGCAGUCGGUGCAUAUACUGUUUCCUAUGUCCCCGUUGGGAAUCUGAAUAAAAGUGCAUGUGACUGUGGCGUCUAUGCAGUGAAGUUCAUUGAGUGCCAUGCGCUUGGAUUGGAGUUGUCGUUGUUGCAUGAUGGUAACAUUAUCGAAGCUCGCCACAGGAUUUUAUGGGAUCUUUGGGAAGCAGCUAAUGAUCCGGAAUUGAUUGACAGGAUGUCAAAGUAUCAAUCCCCAGAGUGUCUCUCUUCGACUGUAGAGGAGAUUCUAUGA